GCCAAGCAAUAUCUCUGGAUUUCCCUUUCACCUUACCAAUAAAGAUCAGCAUUGAGGUUCUCUUCUCACCUUCAAAUUUGUAGCCUUUCACCUAACAAUAACAACCACUAAACAUUUCUCCCCCCACAAUAUAUACAUCCCACGCCUCUCCCUACAGCUCAAACUCUUCCUCAUCACAAUUAGCAAACAGUAAGUUUGAACACACUCAAGAUUUGAAAUAUCCUACAACGAUGAGAAAGCAACUUCUCUCCCCAUUCGUUCCUUUCUUGAUGUUCUUCCUCUACAGCUCCACCACUUUUGCUCAAACCCCAUCUCCAGCACCUUCAGGUCCAACCAACAUAACGGCGAUCCUUGCGAAAGCUGGUCAGUUCACAACCUUAAUUCGGUUGUUGAAAAGCACCCAAGAGGCUGACCAAAUCAACACACAACUCAACAAUUCAAACCAAGGCCUAACAGUCUUUGCACCAACUGAUAAUUCCUUUGCUAACCUCAAAGCAGGUACACUGAAUUCGCUCAGCGACCAACAAAAGGUCCAAUUGGUGCAAUUUCACAUCCUUCCAAAUUUCCUUUCCAUGUCAAACUUCCAAACUGUCAGCAAUCCCUUGCGCACUCAAGCCGGAAAUAGUGCUGAUGGCGAGUUCCCGCUCAAUGUGACAACAUCGGGGAAUCAAGUGAACAUAACAACAGGGGUUAAUACUGCAACCGUGGCAAACACUAUAUACACCGAUGGCCAGUUAGUUGUGUAUCAGGUGGAUCAGGUCCUUCUGCCGUUGGAUCUUUUUGGUACAGCACCAGCACCAGCUCCUGCACCUUCAAAGCCCGAGAAAGAUGUUCCAGCAAAAGCUCCUGCAGGGUCCAAGGAAGAUGCAUCUGUUGAUAGUUCAGGUGCAUCCAUUGCAACAGUAUCCUUCGGUGUUGUGCUGAUCGCAGCAAUUUCAUUGAAGCUAUGAGUUUUUGUUUUUGGACAUUGUUGAGGAGUUAUUGUUUUAUCGUUCUGUUGUGGUUUGAACUGAGUUGGAUUAUUCUUUGGUUACUCUGCCUCUCCUCUUAAUGUAAUGUACCAUGAUUGACUGA
This is a messenger RNA of Populus trichocarpa (black cottonwood), 1074 nucleotides long. Its product is annotated as fasciclin-like arabinogalactan protein 11. Lineage: Eukaryota; Viridiplantae; Streptophyta; Magnoliopsida; Malpighiales; Salicaceae. The transcript has a single exon. The record is from RefSeq and is a predicted model, not a curated record. Bases 231 to 950 code for a protein of 239 amino acids.